AUGCCGACGCCGACGCCGAGGCUGCAGCGAGACGCGUCCAAGAGUAACACCUCGGCACCGCUCCCAACGGCCACGCUAUACUCUGCGCUACGCUGCGCUACGCUGCGCUGCACUGCGCUCCACUACGCUCCACUACGCUCCACUACGCAAAAGCAACACCACACUACGCUAGCUCUAUCUCGCCGCCUCUGUUUCUGUUGCUGCAUCACCUCGCCUAGAUCCUGGGUGCGCUCCACUCGCAACCGCUGUUCCACUUCCACUUCCUCUUCCAUUCCUGCAUCCCCCCCUUCCCCCACCCGAAUCUGCUGUGCUUCCCUCUCGCCCGCCCGCGAGCUCGCUACAGUACGCCAAGGUACCUUACCGCCAAAUACGGCCCUCUUCCACCACCACCCAGAUCCUGUCACUCUCGCAUCAAACCGCCCAGCCAUUGCGCUUUCUCCCUUCGUCCUCGUGUCAGCAGCGCUCGGGGCCCAGCCCUGCAUCCGACUCGAAUCGAUCCUCCUCCUCGUGCUUUACUCCUCGUGCUCGGGCUUGUGCCCGUGCUCGUCGCCGUCCUUCUCGUCGGGCUUCUCUGCUUUUGUCUCAGUCGCUGCUGCUGCUGCCGCUGCCCCGUCGUCGUCGUCGUGCCCGCUGGCUGUUUGCCCGCUGCACAUCCUCUUGGUGCCUUACCGCCAAUCUUCGCACUCCGCCUCCGGAAUUCGCUCAUCUCGCUCGACCCCGGCAACCUCCUCCUCCUCCUUCUUUUCCGACUCAUCAACAUCCGUCACCCAACGCUCCCUCGCCUCGACCCGCUGCAUCUUCACCCCGCUUCCAUACCUCACUCCUCUACACGCUCGCUCGCUUCAUCUACAAUCUGCGAUCCUUGAUCUCGGACAAGACGCCGUCGAGGCGGAAGCACUGCAAAACUUCCACUCGUGUGCCUUCGCCCUUGCCUUUCCCAACUGGCUCCGUCGCCGCCCCCUCUAUCUCUCCCUCCCUCCUGCGCACUGCACCACCAUCGCGCGAGCCAUGCAACAUUCGGGUCACGAUCCAUACAAAGACAAUGUCAGCUCCUUUCACCGCGACGCCAACCGCGACCGCCAACACACCAUGAGAGACCCUCAUCCCGCCGACGCUGCUGCUUUCGACCGCCGCAGACCUCCUCACAUKCAGCCUUCGGGCCUAGCUCACAACCACCCGGACUACGAUGCUUCACACUACCCUCCCAGCCUCCCUCCACGCCAACGUACCGCUCAAGACGGCUCGCCUGUCGCCAUGAACGCACAUGCGCACAGUCAGCACCAGCACCACCCGCCAACGAGCCGCUACGCCUCCGAGCAUCCCUCGUCAUCGGCGCUUCCCCCCACACAAGACCAUCCCUAUCGCUCCUACGACCCGCGCGACCCAGAUCCACGCCGGCAUCAGCAGCACCCGGACGACCGCUCCACCCGAUACGCAUCGCACUCCUCGCACUACGACAGCUACGACCAGCGCCACAACUCAGCCCACGAUGCCCAAGCUCACCAAGCGUCCUACCGCCACUCCCCGAGACUUCACUACUCGCAUCUCUACCCUUCCCAGCCCCACCCUCAACACGGUUAUCGCUCCGAAGAACCGCCGCCUUCCGGCGCACACUCCCGCCAUGGAUUGCCCUCACCACGCCAUCUCCACCGUGCCGAGCCGCGCUAUUCUCCCCCAAGCGACACCGCCGCACGAGACGCGCCCUCGCACCUCCACAGGUACCCGCCCGCCACUCAUCAGUAUGCUCGCCGUCGCUCUGACACGGCCUCUCUCGACGCGCACACGCCUCUGGAUCCACACAACGGCGCAGCUCCCAGCUCUUCUCGCGCUGCCAUCUCCUCUUCCUCCUCCUCGUCCAACCAUGGCGCUGCGACAUCGUCUGCAACCGCGUCGGGUGCCGGCGCGCCGGUUGGCUCCACCUCCGCCGCGAGGAAGCGCAAGAAGCAGUUCAAGUACAUGCUCGAGCACAACGUUUCAGAGCCAUCCAAAGCUUCCGCCGCUGCCGGUCCCGACGACGACCACGAGCGCGAUGGUGCCGAUCCUGCCGAUGCCACCGAGGGCGCUCCCGGUCCGGCGCAACCGCACAAGGAGAGCCGCAAAAAGGUCAAGAAGGCCUGCGUGUUUUGCAAGCGCAGCCACAUGCCCUGCGAAGAGGCUCGUCCGUGCAAGCGAUGCGUCAAGCGUGGCAUCUCGCAUCUCUGUCGCGACGCCGAGCCCGCCAGCGCUGCAGGUGCAGCCACCACCUCGGGCACCACCUCGUCGUCGUCUGCCUCGAGCCACAUCGCCGCCUCGACGCCCACCAAGCGCAGGUUCGGCGAGGCGCGCAACCACGCGCUCAGCCGCCGCAACAAGGCUGUGGCAGAGACCGAGUCCGACUCGGACGCCGAGAGCAUCACCUCGUCCGCCGCGUCCUCGCUGCGUCCGCGCACGGGCAGCGAUUGGCGCACGAGUCAGCCGUUCGACAUGAUGGGCGUCAUGCCCGGAGCCACCGCACGCGAUCCGGACAUUCGCCCCUCCAUGUCCAUCUCGGGCCUGCUCAGUCCCGCCAAGAUGGAGCUGCAGCGCCGCCCUGCCAAGCAUGAGCCCGUCUCGGCAAAGGAGCAGGAGGAUGCAUGGAAUCGCUCCAUGGACGCGCGCAUGCAGUCCAAGAUGAAGCACAUGCUCGAGGCCGGCCCUGCCGCGGCGGACCUGAGCGACAUCUUUGGCGAGAUGCCAACAUCGCUGCUCAUGACGCCUGCCAUGGCCAACCUGCCCAAGGCGCAAUCGCUGCUGCGACCCAGCUCGGCCGAGCUACCCGCGAGUCCGCGCAGCGCCGAGGUGGGCAGGUUGAAGCGAUCCCAGUCUAUGACGGCCAGUAGCACGCAGGAGCACGAAUGCGAAGUGGACGAGGCUGGGUUCAAGCUGCCACUACGUCCGAGGCAUUUGCUGCAGGAAGAGAUGGCCACGACUUCGGCGCUGCGAGGAGGCAAACCGAGCUACUCGUACACGUUUGGUUAUGCCAAGCUUGCGCGCUGGAUGCACACGCGCUACUCACGCGAGAGCUGUGAACAAGUCGAUCGGUCCCUGGCAGUGAUUCGACCGAAGCUCAUGGCACUCUCACGCAGCUUACCCGAGGAAGAGCUGAUAGGAGUCGAGGAUAACUUCUACCAGCUUCUUGCGUGGUAUCAAGCCAACGUUCUUGAAGCCAUUCCGAUCCCCAUGAUUGUCACCCGUCGAACGGGUGAGAUCUACGCGGCCAACUCGCAUGCAUGCAAACUGAUGCAACUGCCCGAGACGAUAUUCGAGGGCGGCCAGAUCUGUCACUACCAGCUCGUGACCGAACCGGACUGCGUGAAUAUGUGGGGCAAGUACGCCCAAGAAGCCACACGCACCCUCCCCACCCCCCCAACGCAGAAUGUGACCCUCGAGGUCGAUCGCAGCUUGUUGCUGUUCAAUCGGCCCGCAUUCGAUCCUCGCACCGGCGAAAUGCUCGGCGACGGAACCUGCCCCGACGGCUCAGUCGCUGUGCUGAGGAGAAGGGUCGUGGUGACGUUCGAGGCAAAGGUCAGCAAACACGGCCUGCCCUUCCUCGUGACCGGCUUCAUCAUCCCCAUCCCCGAAGAUUAA
This is a messenger RNA of Moesziomyces antarcticus, 3606 nucleotides long. RefSeq lists its product as uncharacterized. Gene Ontology annotation, biological process: regulation of DNA-templated transcription. Gene Ontology annotation, cellular component: nucleus. Gene Ontology annotation, molecular function: DNA-binding transcription factor activity, RNA polymerase II-specific; zinc ion binding; RNA polymerase II transcription regulatory region sequence-specific DNA binding. NCBI's taxonomy places the organism in Eukaryota, Fungi, Basidiomycota, Ustilaginomycetes, Ustilaginales, Ustilaginaceae. The transcript has 2 exons. The coding region runs from base 1 to 3606 and encodes 1201 amino acids. The record is from RefSeq and is a predicted model, not a curated record.